UCUGGUUUUUCUCAUUCUCAUUGCACCACAUUGCAAUCGCAUGCCAGAGUCGCCGUCGUGUCAUUUUUCCCUUCCCUUCAGCUCAGUGAAUUUCGUGUAAAAUCCAGUUUCUCUGGUGGCCUCGAUAUUCAUUGUGAUUUGUGUGUGCAAACUAACACUUUAGGUAAAUAUUCUAAUAAUAACCUUUUGGAAGGAUGCCACCGAAAAAGAAAGGGAACAAGAAAAAUCAGGACUGGUCCGAUGACGAGUCCACAGAAGCAGCAAAGCCAGUCGAGUCGAAGUCGAAGAAAGGCGCUGCGGCCAAGGCUGCUGGGAAAGUGAACGUGGCAGAUUCGGACGAUGAACCGAUUGGUAAGGGUAAGAAGGGUGCGGCGGUUCCGGUUCCGGCAACUUCCGGUGGAAAGAAAGCCGGUGGGGGCAAGAGCGGAAAGAAGGGAACUCGAGGAAAGAACGAUGAUUGGAGUGACGAUGAUGAUAGUAAAGAAAUAAAGAUCCCAAAGGGUAGCGACGAAGACGAGGCCAAGAUUGCCAAACCAGCCCAAAAGAAGAAAGCGGCUGCCAAGGGCAAGAAGGGUAAAGGAAAGGAAGAUGAUUGGUCCGAUCGGGAAGAGAAGGAAAUUAAACUUGGCGCAUCCGACGAAGACGAUGAGGAAGAAGAGGAUAUUCCAAAGAUAAGCUCGAAGGCAGCCAAGAAGAAGGGCAAAGCUGGCAAAAAGGCUUCCAAGAAGGUUUCCUCCUCCGAAUCGGAACCCGAAGAUAGCGAAGAAGAUGAAGAAGAACCUCCCGUUCCCGUUCCGGCUAAGGGUAAAGCUGCUGCUAAGAAACAACAAGCCAAGGGACGCAAGGAAGAGUCCGAAGAGGAAGAAAGUGAACCGGAAUCGGUUCCGGUCCCCGUAAAAACAAAAGUAGAGGAGAAACCUGAACCAGUGAAAGUGGUUCCUGUUGCUGUUGAACCACCAAAAGCUGAGCCUGUUAAAAACAAAAUAGAAAAAGUCAAGGAAGUAGAACCUGAGCCGGAACCAACGCCUGAUGAACAAGAAGCGGAGGAAAAGAAGGAUACCGUUGCGGAAGAACUUGUUUCUAAGGUGGAAGAAUUGGCUAUCGGGGAAACGGAGAAACGUCUUACUCACAAAGAGAAAAAGAAGUUGAAAAAGCAGGAAGAAUUCCAGAAACAAGUUGAAGCCAUGACAAAGAAAGGUGGCCAAGGUCACUCCGAUUUGGACAGUAACUUUACCAUGUCCCAGGCCAUGAAAAGUGGGAAUCAAAGCAAGCACAUGGAACACGCGGUGGACAUUAAGAUAGAAAAUUUUACAAUAUCUGCCAAGGGCAAUGAUCUGUUUGUAAAUGCGAACCUGUUAAUUGCCCAUGGUCGUCGUUAUGGCUUAGUGGGGCCAAACGGACACGGUAAAACGACAUUGCUUCGACAUAUAGCUAAUCGCGUUUUUGCUAUUCCGCCUAAUAUUGAUGUACUCCUCUGUGAGCAGGAAGUUGUUGCGGACGAGUUCUCUGCAGUCGAUACUGUUUUAAAGGCCGAUGUCAAACGAACUGCCUUACUCAAAGAAUGCAAAGAUCUCGAGCAAGAGGUUGAAUCGGGAAAACUAGAACUGCAAGAUCGACUGCAAGAAGUUUACAAUGAACUGAAAGCCAUCGGAGCCGAUUCGGCCGAACCGCGUGCCCGGCGUAUUUUGGCUGGUUUGGGAUUCUCUCGUUCUAUGCAGAAUCGUGCCACCCAAGAUUUCUCCGGAGGUUGGCGUAUGCGUGUCUCCUUGGCUAGAGCUCUUUUUCUCGAACCCACACUGCUGAUGCUUGAUGAACCUACCAAUCAUUUGGAUUUGAAUGCCGUCAUUUGGUUGGACAACUAUUUGCAAACUUGGAAGAAAACUUUACUGAUCGUUUCCCACGACCAGAGUUUCCUCGACAAUGUCUGUAACGAAAUUAUCCAUCUGGACACGAAAAAGCUCUAUUACUACAAGGGCAACUACUCGAUGUUCAAGAAAAUGCACAUUCAAAAGCGAAGGGAAAUGAUCAAGGAGUACGAAAAGCAGGAAAAACGCAUCAAGGAGCUAAAGGCGCACGGUCAGUCGAAAAAGGCUGCGGAAAAAAAGCAGAAGGACAACCUUACCAGGAAGCAGGAGAAGGGUCGUACCAAGGGUCAGAAGGCCGAGGAGGAUGACGGACCGGUGGAGCUGCUGGCCAAACCGAAGGACUACAUCGUCAAGUUCAACUUCCCGGAUCCGCCGCCACUGCAGCCACCGAUUCUGGGAUUGCACAAUGUUACGUUCAAUUUCCCCGGUCAGAAACCGCUAUUCAUCAAUGUGGACUUCGGUAUUGAUAUGAGCAGCCGAGUGGCCAUCGUUGGCCCCAAUGGUGUUGGAAAAUCAACCUUCUUGAAGCUCCUGAUCGGCGACCUCGAGCCAUGCACCGGGGAAGUUAAGAAAAAUCAUCGCCUUCACAUUGGCCGCUUUGAUCAGCAUUCGGGUGAACAUUUGACAGCCGAGGAAAGUCCGGCCGAAUACUUGCAGCGUUUGUUCAACCUGCCCUAUGAAAAGGCAAGAAAAGCUUUGGGAACGUUCGGCCUAGCCAGUCAUGCUCAUACGAUUAAGAACAAGGAUCUGUCCGGUGGUCAGAAGGCUCGCGUAGCUAUGGCCGAACUCUGUCAAAGCGCCCCGGAUGUGCUGAUUCUUGACGAACCUACCAACAAUCUGGAUAUUGAAUCGAUCGAUGCGUUGGCCGAAGCCAUCAACGAGUACAAGGGAGGUGUGAUCAUCGUUUCCCACGACGAGCGGCUGAUCCGAGAGACGGAAUGUGCCCUGUACGUGAUCGAGGAACAAACGAUCAACGAAAUCGACGGAGACUUCGACGAAUACCGCAAGGAGGUGCUGGACAGCCUAGGAGAGGUCAUCAGCAACCCAAGUAUAUCGGCCAAUGCAGCCGUGCUUCAGUAAGCCGAAAGUUUAAAAAAAAGUCUCCUAGGAAUUGAUCAUUUUAUUAAAAUAUAUUCGUUGCAGUCUUAUUUACCUUAUUGUGUAGCAUUUUCCAUAAAUAGAAAACCAACUACGAA
Molecule: messenger RNA, 3061 nt
Organism: Uranotaenia lowii
Lineage: Eukaryota; Metazoa; Arthropoda; Insecta; Diptera; Culicidae
Product: ATP-binding cassette sub-family F member 1
Exons: 3
Coding region: 195-2945 (916 amino acids)
Molecular function (GO): ATP hydrolysis activity; ATP binding
Source: RefSeq, a predicted model, not a curated record